Messenger RNA from Scleropages formosus (Asian bonytongue), 959 nucleotides. RefSeq names its product histone 2, H2, like (gene hist2h2l). The record is from RefSeq and is a predicted model, not a curated record. NCBI's taxonomy places the organism in Eukaryota, Metazoa, Chordata, Actinopteri, Osteoglossiformes, Osteoglossidae. Gene Ontology annotation, cellular component: nucleosome. Bases 102 to 482 code for a protein of 126 amino acids. The transcript has 2 exons. Gene Ontology annotation, molecular function: DNA binding; structural constituent of chromatin; protein heterodimerization activity.
GUGGGGUUACGAGAUUUCUAACAUUACUGCUCGAAACGGCUGUCUGUGUUUGAGCGGCAGAAAAUUUUAAACGAAAUUAAUCAAAAGAAAAAAAAAAAAAAAUGCCAGAGCCGGCAAAAUCCGCGCCCGCACCAAAGAAAGGAUCCAAAAAGGCAGUGACGAAAACGCAGAAGAAAGGUGACAAAAAACGGCGCAAGACGAGGAAAGAGAGUUACGCGAUCUAUGUGUACAAAGUGCUGAAGCAGGUCCACCCCGACACGGGCAUCUCCUCCAAAGCGAUGGGCAUCAUGAAUUCGUUUGUCAAUGACAUUUUCGAGCGCAUCGCCGGCGAGGCGUCCCGCCUGGCGCACUACAACAAGCGCUCAACCAUCACGAGCAGGGAGAUCCAGACCGCCGUGCGCCUCCUGCUGCCGGGCGAACUGGCCAAGCACGCUGUGUCCGAGGGCACCAAGGCCGUCACCAAGUACACCAGCUCCAAGUGAAGCGUCCGAGCGUCUCCAUUGAUCUGAAGACGGAGGCGGCGGUCAUCGGAAGCGUUCCGCCAAUGUACUGUACUGUUGUCCGAGCGGGGGCCGCGGCCGCCCACCACGGGCGACCCGGCAUUUCGCGAAGACCUCUUUCCCGCUCCCUGAAACUACUCAAAAUGGACGCUCUCGGAAUCGACGUUCUGCCUGUUGACUUGCGUGUACAUUGACAAUCGUCGAGUUUCUCAACUGACGAGCGCUUUCCGCUCCCAUUUGCUGCAUGAAGGUGUACCAUUAACGUUAUUGCCCCGCUCCUCAGAGAGAGAGAGAGGGAUGGAGGGAGGGUAGGUUCGUGUCUCGUGCCUCGUGCUUUCUUUCCUUCCACUGCUUUGUGCGUAAAUACGUGUCUGGUUUUAAGGAGGAGGAAAAAGGACGUUUUUAAUCUUCCUAUUGAUAAGAUGUUGCAAAUAAAACAAUAAAAGCCUAAUUUUCAAA